GGAGGUGGUCGAGAAUUGCGGUCCAUUUUCGUUGCCUUUUCGUCGCGGGCUCCGAGUCGGAAGAAUAGCGCCUGCUAAUUCAUCCUUCACGACGAGUCAAAACCCGUCAGCCUAAACUCAGACCAUCAAUUUCUUCCCCCGCGCCCGUAAUUCAAUAUAAUUGAUCCCCCCCUUUUUACUUUCUGGGUGAUUGAUUUUUUCAGGAUCAUCUCUGCGUGGAACUGAAUCUUCUUUGUCCUUCUCUCCGAUCUUCUCUUUUUUCCUCCCGGAACUUCCACAAUUCGUAAACGAUCUCUGUUUUUCUGGCGAAACCAAGCGAUCAGAAGGAGGAAUUCUUGGCCCUUACCAUGUCGUUCUCUGAUUCUGAUUCAUCUUCUCAAUGUGGUGAUCACAAAAGUUUCAAGCAAAUCAGCCGCGAGCGAUUGCUGCAUGAAAUGCUUCGGUCAGCCAAAACAGGGGAUUCGAAAUCAACCUGGAAGGUUCUCAUCAUGGACAAACUUACCGUCAAGAUAAUGUCAUACGCAUGCAAGAUGGCUGAUAUCACAGAUGAAGGUGUUUCAUUGGUAGAAGACAUAUACAGACGAAGGCAGCCACUGCCGUCCAUGGAUGCUAUCUAUUUCCUUCAGCCUUCUCGAGAGAAUGUUGUCAUGUUCCUGGCAGACAUGUCAGGGAGAUCUCCUUUAUACCGGAAGGCAUUUGUCUUCUUCAGUUCACCUAUAUCAAGGGAAUUAGUCACACAAAUCAAGAGAGAUUCAACUGUUUUACCUCGCAUAGCUGCCCUAAAAGAGAUGAAUUUGGAGUACUUUGCCAUAGACAGCCAGGGUUUUAUCACCAACAGCGAGAAAGCUCUGGAGGAACUUUUUUGUGAUGACGAGAGUUCUCAAAAAGGUGCAGCAUGUCUGAAUGAGACGGCUAUCCGCAUUGGCACAGUUUUUGCAUCAUUAAGGGAAUUUCCUUCUGUUCGGUACCAAGCUGCCAAGUCCCUUGAUGCAACUACAAUGACGACUUUCCGUGACCUCAUUCCUACAAAAGUUGCUGCUGGUGUCUAUGACUAUAUUACAAACUAUAAGAAAACGAUCCCCAAUUUUCCUCAGUCAGAAACGUGUGAGCUGCUGAUUCUUGAUCGCUCCGUAGAUCAGAUUGCUCCUGUUAUGCAUGAAUGGACAUAUGAUGCAAUGUGCCGUGAUUUGCUAAGCAUGGAGGGGAAUAAAUAUGUUCACGAGAUUCCAAGCAAAGUUGGAGGUCCACCAGAGAAGAAAGAGGUCCUCUUGGAGGACCACGAUCCAGUUUGGCUUGAGCUUCGCCAUGCACACAUUGCAGAUGCAAGUGUGCGGUUGCAUGAGAAGAUGGCCCACUUUGUAUCUAAGAAUAAAGCUGCACAAAUGCAUCAAGUUUCGAGAAGUACUAGUGAACUCUCCACACGGGAUCUGCAAAAGAUGGUUCAGGCAUUGCCGCAAUAUAGUGAACAAAUUGAGAAGCUCUCCCUUCAUGUGGAGAUUGCAGUAAAACUAAACAAGAUAAUCAAGGAUGAGGGGCUAAGAGAACUAGGGCAACUUGAGCAGGACCUUGUUUUCGGAGAUGCAGGAACAAAAGAUGUAAUAAAAUUUUUGACAACGAACGAGGAUGUAAGUCGCGAAAAUAAGUUGCGGUUAUUGAUGAUUCUUGCAGCCAUUUAUCCUGAGAAAUUUGAGGGUGAGAAAGGUCUAAAUUUAAUGAAGUUAGCAAAACUACCACCAGAUGAUAUGAAUGCUGUUACCAACAUGAGAUUACUUGGUGGUGCCGCACCUGAUAGCAAAAAAAGCUCAUUAGGGUCAUUUUCUUUGAAGUUUGAUAUUCAUAAGAAGAAGCGUGCAGUUAGGAAACAACUAAAGGGUGAAGAAGAAACAUGGCAAUUAUCGCGGUUUUAUCCCAUAAUAGAGGAACUAGUUGAAAAACUUAGCAAAGGUGAACUAUCCAAGGAGGAUUAUCCAUGUCUAAAUGACCCCAGUCAAACUUACCAUGGACCGUCUCAUACAGCAGCAGUUCAGCAACUUCCAUCUGCUCAUUCAAUGAGAUCAAGACGGACUCCCACAUGGGCCCGACCUCGUAAUUCUGAUGAUGGAUACUCAAGCGAUUCGGUACUGAGGCAUGCAUCUAGUGAUUUUAAGAAAAUGGGCCAACGUAUCUUUGUAUUUAUUGUAGGUGGAGCAACUAGGUCUGAGCUUAGAGUUUGUCACAAGCUUACAUCGAAAUUGAAGAGAGAAGUAGUUUUAGGUUCAACAAGUAUUGAUGAUCCUCCACAAUUUAUUACGAAGCUUAAGAUGUUGACUGCACAAGAGCUCUCAUUGGAUGAUCUCCAGAUAUGAUUGGCAGCAGCCUCCAGUGUGCUCUUGCUAUGAUGAAUGAUGCUCUUAAGCGCUUUGCAAUGGGUUUGUUGGUCGAUUUUUUGAUUUUGGCUCUUUCAGCUUUUAGUCUUAUUGCUAGUUGUUUCAUGAUAUUGUGAUGAACUAUUAGCAGUAAAAGCUGUCCAUAUUGCAUAAUGUAACAUUUCUGAAUAUAAAAAAUAGGAUUGAAACUAA
This is a messenger RNA of Cucurbita pepo subsp. pepo (vegetable marrow), 2558 nucleotides long. RefSeq names its product SNARE-interacting protein KEULE. NCBI's taxonomy places the organism in Eukaryota, Viridiplantae, Streptophyta, Magnoliopsida, Cucurbitales, Cucurbitaceae. Gene Ontology annotation, biological process: vesicle-mediated transport. The record is from RefSeq and is a predicted model, not a curated record.